UCAAGGGAGCGUCGGCGCGAUUCGGUGGUGCCCCCCGACGCAAGACUCGAAGGGGGGAUCCUCUUCGCGUCCGCGUCGCGGCACGUGAAGAGGGAUGAACCGGUCGGUGGGGGUGAACGGCGCGCUCUCUCCGCUGGCCGAGCAACCCCUUCGGUCUCGCUGGCGCGCGACGGGUGCCGCGCGAUAGAGAGGGGGUUCUUCGCCUCGUGCGCGUCGGAUAUACGUAGCUUCGCGGCAGGUCAGGACUUCAGUCUCGACGCGGCAGCGCUACCUUCGUCGCGCUAUACGCGUGCGACUACCUUGACGCGCGACGACGAUCAUGGGUGAGAAACGUGCUGUGUGCCCGCGCCGACGACAGGUGCCUCUUCUGGUAGUGACCACUCUGCUGGUUGGCGUGCGUACGGAGCUUGUCGAUCCCAAAUUCAAGGAGCCAAUAGCCAACGUAACCGCAUCGGUGGGAAGGGAAGCCAUACUUUCCUGUGUAGUUCAAGACCUCGCCGGCUACAAGGUGGCCUGGUUGCGCGUCGACACGCAGACGAUUUUGACGAUAGCGAGCCACGUGAUCACGAAGAAUCACAGGAUCGCGGUAUCCCACAGCGACCAUCGGACGUGGUUUCUUCACAUACGGGAGGUGCGGCAGGCCGAUCGGGGCUGGUACAUGUGUCAGAUAAACACGGACCCCAUGAAAAGCCAGAUCGGUUAUCUCGAGGUAGUCGUGCCGCCCGAUAUUGUGGACUAUGAGACCAGCACGGACAUGGUGGUGGCGGAGGGACGGAACGUGACCUUACGCUGCGCCGCGACCGGUUCACCGGCACCCAACAUCACCUGGCGGCGCGAGGACGGUCAGCUAAUUCACCUCGGCAGCGGGGAGAAAGUCGCAACCGUGGAAGGCUCGAGCUUCAGCCUCACAAAAGUGGACCGAUUGCACAUGGGUUCCUAUUUAUGCAUCGCGUCCAAUGGUGUGCCGCCCUCCGUCAGUAAGAGGAUAAUGCUCACUGUGCAUUUCCCGCCGAUGAUUUGGGUGCAGAACCAGUUGGUGGGCGCUCGUGAGGGUCAGAGGCUGACUCUCGAAUGCUCGUCGGAAGCGUUCCCGAAAUCUAUCAAUUACUGGACCAGAGACAAGGACAAGAUAGUGCCGCAAGGUGGGAAAUACGAGCCGGUGCUGGUGGAUAACGCGUACAAGAUACAAAUGAGACUGACGAUAAGCUCCGUCAGUCCGUCCGAUUACGGCUCGUACAAAUGCGUCUCCAGGAACUCGCUGGGCGACACCGACGGCAGCAUCAAGGUCUAUCCGAUAUCGAGUUCCAAUUCCAACGACAGCACCAACUACAAAGGCAAGCUAAGGCAUAAUUCAGGGAACGAUAUCCUGGAGGGAAAUCGUGAUAUGCUGAAAGAACAAGACCUGAAACUACGCGGCCGCAAAGAGCACGGCGGCGACGUGACGGACUACGACGAGUCCAGCGCCAACAGCAACGGCAGCUCGUUACUUUUGGUGGUCCUCGUUGCGCUGUGCCUCUGCCUCCAUCACCAUCCGCAGAUGCGAACGCUGCAUCCGGCCUGAGAUCUGUCCACGACACGGUGCCGUGCGCGCACGUCGCGCCCGUACUUCGACCAUCGAACCAUCGAGACUUUGUACAUCCACUUGUAAAUCCAUCGCUCAGGGACUUCAGUCGAGGAUGAAUAUCGUCGAGGAUCUACCGCGCUGACCACUUUAACUGUACGAUAAGAUAAUAAUAUACUGUAUAAGUAGCGUUAGCGAUUAGGAGCGGGCCGACCGAAUGCGACUAGGAAGAGGUUCAUCAUCGUUGUCGUCGUUGGAGUUCGCUAAGGCUGGUUUGUGACUCGAUGACACGGUCAGUGUCGGACGGUGAGUGCGCGGCAGCGUGAGUUAGACGCGUGGAUCUGUCCCGUGGGUGGCUGGAAUCGUUGCACAACGUCGGGGAACGACUGCUCUGAUAUAUUUUAAGGGUUGCGUCAGCAACCGCGUCACGGAGAUGUCCGUAAACUCGGAGCGCCUAACGCGAGAAUCGAACGAGCAAAUAAACAAAGACCACGCUCGCGGGUCAGCCGUCUCGAAAAGUUUGAAAAACAUGCAAAUUAAAUAAUUAAAUUAAUUCAGCUUCUGAAUUGGAACCUUUAAAAGGGGAUCUCAUUUUGACCUGUUUUCGCUCUUUCCGUCUAUUUUAAUCCGCGGAUAUGGUGCUCUGUGUCAAUUAAUCGCACUUCUAUAAUAAAUUCUUUAUGACAUAAUAAAUGCGCGUGAGAAAGAGAGAGAGAGAGAGAGGGAGAGAGAGAGAGAGGGAGGGAGAGAGAGAGAGAGAGAGAGAGAGAGAGAGGGAGAGGGAGAGACGUCGCUCGGCGAUCGAUGAGCACGCGCGCAUUCCAGCCGUGCAGUUCGAUAACGAUAACGAUCGAUCUCUAACGUCGAGCAAUAAACGUGAAGUCUCAUCCCGAAGAGAAACGGUCUUCUAUGAAGAAGCGGAGAACGAACAAUUUCCGUCAUCUCGUGUCAUUUUUAAUUGGCUACUCGGACAGGUGACGCAUCCCCGCGUUAGAUCAUUAUUGCGAAACGACGGCCGAGCGAUGUACAGCGAUGCAUCGAUGUGGCUGUAUUAAAAAGAGAAGUAAUGGCAGGGGAUAGCAGUUACUGUCUAAGAGCUUAUUAGAGAAACUGUAGGCCGGAGCGGAGCUGUCCAACUCGAGCGAAGGAUGAGCCGCUUGAGAGAGCGAGAGACUAGUCGCAGUGCCGCAGCUUUGCUCGCCCUGUUGAUCUUUCUCGAUGACUUCAGAGAGUAAUAUUAGGAUAUAUUGAGAAAUUCGUUCACGGUACAAGAAUGAAGAACGGGAAGGUGCUUAGGGAGCACGUUUUUAUUUAAUAAUCGCGCUUAAUUGAAUUCGUUUCGAGCGAUCGAAGAUGUAUGUUUAAUUUUCAUCGCGUCUCUUCACGACGACGAAUAUUAAUGUUUCUCAAUCUGCUCGCGAGAAAAAGGAGAAAGAGAAAGCGGAAGAAAGUCGCUCCGCUUUCCUCUUAUAUUGCAGGAAUCCGAGGAAUGUCUUAUUAUUUUUAGAUUGAGUGGCACGCAUAAUUCCUUGUUUUCUUCUUCUUCACGACGUGAAUCAGCAGUAAUAAGCGCGUAAUCAUCGAUAGGCCAAUUUCGACAGGUGUCUGACAGUCACCUUCUCUAAUGAGCUUCGAUCCUUUGAGGCUGCAUCGAUACGUUGACGUCGGUCGGCGUCGUUUGCCAAGCGCUUGCCGUCAAUCUGACUGUUGACUCGAGCAGGUGAUUACCGUGCGUGGUAUGUGAGUGUAAGUAGCAUUAAUCUCGUAGAAUAUAUCCGAGGCGGAUUAUUAUAUCCAUAGUGAUCGCUUCAAGUUUCAUGCGAAAAAUCUCGGCGGACAUUCUGGGUCAGAAUUUCUACGGAUAUUCGCGCGUUAGCCCGAACCUACUCUACAAUGACUCUCUGUAUAGUACAUUAUGUAUAGUAUUAGCGUAAUAUUGGUAUAUGUACUAUAUAUACAUACAUAUAGACAGAUUUGCGUGAAGAGAUGUCAGAUUUCUCCUCGGAUUUCUGCUCGGAUCCGUCAGGCGAAAUCGACUCAAUCGACUUUUAGUUAUCCUAUUUUUGCAUAAAAUCGCGCUUGAAUAAUCCUCCAUUUAUAAAUUAUGUGAACAGUAUAACCGUUACAUAUUAGAUAUCUAGAGACUUGCACAUUUUAAUUUCUAUUCUAGAGGACAGGGUUAGGGGUUGUAUUCUUCGUAUAAUAUUCAUUUGGACUUGACAACUAGCUCAUUAAAGCGUGUGUGUUCACGUUUCGCAUUUUCGCGACUGGAUAUUCUCGGACGAAGAAUCAGAAUAUAUCUCGUAAUCUGUAUAUAAUAUGUAUGAUAAGAAUAAUUAUAUCUAGGCUACGUACAGCUACUAACUUUAAGUCAAGACUGAGGAGGCUUUCUCGGCGUCCUUAAAUCACACAUACACACACACACACACACACGUUUCCGAGCAAUGGUCGAUGUGCGGUGUGAUGAACAGAUCUCGCGCUUUAUAUCGCUCUACGAGUACUGUACAUAUUAAUAUAGAAGCAGAUCUCGACAGUUGCACCUUCGAAGAGGUUCUCAAUCCUCAUACCAGUGACGCGUAAAUGUGUCUAUUCACGUGUGGAGAGUGAAAGAAGAGAAGAAAAGUUCAGAAACUGACCGAUCACACACAGGAACGGUGCGAGAAAAGCAAAAGACGCGACGUGUCGAAAAGGAGAAAGGAGACAAAUCGUCUCGGGAAAAUACGAUUAAUUCCGAAUACCGUGCACUCGAGAGCGCUAGCGAACGCGCUCUUCUUCUCUCGCGAAACAAGAGAAGAGUCGAUUUCUCAAGGACAAAUCUGUGCAAAAUUGACAAAAUCACCGCGGAUAAUUGAAUGCGUUCGGCGAUAUGAAUUAUUUAUCAAGCUUUACGCCCCCCCCUCCCUCCUUCCUCCCUCACUUUCAGCUAAUGUGUCUUACGCUAAUGCGUCGCAAUUAACAAAUAACUGUAAUUUCCGUAACGCUUAUUAUUUACCUUGUCGUACGACAAAUUGUAAUUGAUGCAAAUAUUUGCGGAACUUCUGUUAAGCUGUCAGAGCGCAUAUUCUACAAACUGGGGCAUAUUGUACUCGUACAAUCUGAGUCAUAGUGCAAUACGCAAACUACGACGCGGGGUUUGCGUAUGGCGUUUUGUGUUUUCGUUCAAUGAUCUGUAUACCUAUGUAUACGUAUGCAAAUAGAGAGCUUAUUAUUGAAUACCCAAUAUGAAAGCGGUUCAAUUUCGAAAUGGGUCAAAGUGGAAGCGUAAUAGGUAUGGCGAAAUGAAGAAAGACGAGUUCCCUCUCUCUCUCUCUCUCUCUCUCUCUCUCUGACUUUCUUUUAUUGUUAGAGAAAAUAUUUGAGUAUCGGAAACGCGAAAAAAGUGCUCUAGAAAGCGCUUCUCUGAGAAUCCGCGACGCGAGAGUUAAUCGCGGCUUGUCACGAGAACGAAGAGAAAUCUAUUAAUUAUAUCAGCAUAAGAGAAUACUCUCAAUCCUUUCUUAUUAUCACACACAAUGGUAUUUCGAGCGUUAACAUGAUAUUUCCACAUAUGAGAAAAACAUAUCAAUCUCCAUUCGUGUUCCUUCGAUACGAGAGAAUGACUGUAAGAAUCAUUUUUACGAAAGACAUAUCUUCGGUAACGCGUCAAUUAAAAGUUUGUUUCACCAAGGAUAUAUCAUUUAGAAGCGUCUUAAUAUUAAAGCGUAUUUGCUCUCUCGAAUAAUGUGCGGAAUAACAAGUUAUUGAAGGUGUCGUCUCGACGCGACUUUCAUCGACGAAACUUAGUUUCAGCGCCAGCAAUAUUAACCAGCGGUUGAACCAUUGCGCAUUGUAACUAAGAAUAACACUCGACGCCUCGACUGAUUGUUAUUUAGGGUGCGUAAGUUCUUGAGGUUUCACCGGUCUCCCCAACAGGGUAAAUAAACAAUCAUCAAUUGAAUAAUAGAAAAUAGGGCCGAGAUAAGAUCCAUUGGCCGAGUGGCUCAAGCAGCGCAAAAAUAGAACAGGAGGGACGUCUCACGUACGUCGAACAAUGAGCAAAGCAAUCGGGAUGAGCGAGCGAGAGAGCGAGUGAGCCUUGAUCUCUCUCUCUCUCUCUCUCUCUCUCUCUCUCUCUCUCUCUCUCUCUCUCUCGGAUGUGUCUCGUCGUCGUCGCACGCGCGAGUAAGCCGCGAGUCCUUGCGAACUUUCACGCCCUACUUAUCGUAUAAAAUAUCGUAUAUGUCGUAUAUAGCGUCUCCAUCAUCGAUUCCACGCUACCUACACCCGUAUGGUGUUUACGAUCGCGAAUUGUUUACGAGUAACUUAGCGACUGCGACAAUUAAACAAUAUCGAAGAUAACUCAGAGCAACCUACUUUUGUAUCAUCGGCAUUGUAGAUAACAUACCGAACACAUCUUAGACGUAUCGUACAACGCGUGUAAUAUGUCGCGGCGAGUGAUGACGGGGCCGGCGUUUGUAAUAAAGCUGAAUAAUUACGAAUCGUAGAGGGUAAAAGAAGAGGGAUGCGUCGUGGCGGGCGGUUAAUCAAGUACUACGUGGCGCGCCAUGCGGCGAGUAAAUAUAUAUAUAUAUAUAUAUCUAUACAUACCGCAUAGUUCUAUACGAGGUAUAAAUAUUAAAGAAACAAAAAAAAAGUGUCGUAGUGUACAGGUAGAAUGCAUUGUCUGUGCUGAUUGGUGGCGUAACUAUACGUGUCUCUCGCAUAAUGUAAUAAAGCAAGGGACGACUUACUUUGAGUACGUCUCGUUUCUCGCAUCCCGGGAUAUUUCGUAAAAUUUUGUUACAAGGUUGAGAGAGGAUCGCCACCGCGCUAUUGUGCAUGUAAAGCAAGAUCGAUGUCGGGACGAAUGCCGCUGACAAUGAGAGCCGCGCGUCCCCUUCGUCUUUGAAGCAGCGGGCUCGAUAAUGUGGCUGUAAAUUACAGAUGUCUCCACGAUUAUGUCUCCGCCAUGGGCCGGCAGAUAGUCGUUAAACAAUAAAGCGUAGACUAAUACGAUUGUUUAAUUACGUACGCGUCGCGCGACGCGUCGCAAUUGUCUCGCGUUCGUCAGAGUCGAUCUGGUUGCGCCACUGCCCGUGCUUCUCGCACGCGAUCUAGUCCUGUAAGCACUGUCGACAUCGGAGAAAGAUAUUCGUGUAUACAUGAAAUACAAAUUUACUACUUAA
Molecule: messenger RNA, 6726 nt
Organism: Harpegnathos saltator (Jerdon's jumping ant)
Lineage: Eukaryota; Metazoa; Arthropoda; Insecta; Hymenoptera; Formicidae
Product: neurotrimin
Exons: 10
Coding region: 320-1561 (413 amino acids)
Cellular component (GO): neuron projection
Source: RefSeq, a predicted model, not a curated record